Gracilinanus agilis (Agile Gracile Mouse Opossum) is the source of this 1926-nucleotide messenger RNA. It is a transcript of the gene RAPGEF5, whose product is annotated as Rap guanine nucleotide exchange factor 5. The transcript is spliced from 16 exons. The record is from RefSeq and is a predicted model, not a curated record. Gene Ontology annotation, molecular function: guanyl-nucleotide exchange factor activity. Gene Ontology annotation, cellular component: plasma membrane. NCBI's taxonomy places the organism in Eukaryota, Metazoa, Chordata, Mammalia, Didelphimorphia, Didelphidae. Gene Ontology annotation, biological process: positive regulation of GTPase activity; Ras protein signal transduction. Bases 1 to 1767 code for a protein of 588 amino acids.
AUGGGGAGCUCCCGGCUGAGGGUCUCUGACCCCCACCUCGAGAGGAAGGACCCUGCCGCCCUCUCUGGCGGCGGCGGCGGCGGCAGGGGCCGAGAGCUGCCCACCUUCGAUGUGCCUUAUUUCAAAUACAUUGAUGAGGAGGACGAGGAGGACGAGUGGAGCAACCGCUCGCAGUCCUCCACAGAGGACGAGUCUUCAGAUUCUCUCCUUUCUGACAGAUACGUGGUGGUGUCGGGGACGCCCGAGAAGAUUCUGGAGCAUCUCCUCAAUGACUUGCACCUGGAAGAAGUCCAGGACAAAGAAACAGAGACCCUCCUGGACGACUUCCUGCUCACCUACACGGUCUUCAUGACGACGGACGACCUGUGCCAGGCGCUGCUCAGGCACUAUUCUGCCAAGAAAUACCAAGGCAAGGAAGAGAACUCGGACGUCCCUCGGCGGAAGCGCAAAGUCUUGCACCUCGUGUCCCAGUGGAUCGGCCUGUACAAGGACUGGCUCCAGGAGGACGAGCACUCCAAGAUGUUUCUGAAGACCAUCUACAGGAACGUCCUGGAUGACGUCUACGAAUACCCAGUCCUAGAGAAGGAGCUGAAGGAGCUGCAGAAGGUGCUGGGGCUGCACCGACGGCACACUGUGGAUGAAUACUCGCCACACCGAAAGAAUAAAGCCCUUUUCCACCAAUUUAGUCUUAAGGAGAAUUGGCUCCAGCACCGAGGGACCGUGGGGGAAACGGAGGAAAUCUUCUGCCGCGUGUACAUCACGGAGCACUCGUACAUCAGCGUCAAGGCUGGGGUUUCCAGCACGGCUCAGGAGAUCCUCAAGAUUGUGGCCGGGAAGCUCCAGCAUGCCCAGGACGACCUGGCCCUGGUGGCCGUCACCUUCUCAGGGGAAAAGCAUGAACUGCAACCAAAUGACUUGGCCAUCUCCAAAUCCCUCGAGCUAUCGAGUCGGAUCUAUGUCUACCGGAAGGACCUGUCAGAGACUUUGAGCCCGCUGGUGGAGAGUGAGGAGUCCCAGCAAAGGUCGCUGAGGAUCUUGGGAAUGAACACGUGGGACCUGGCCAUGGAAUUAAUGAACUUUGACUGGAGCCUGUUCAACUCGAUUCAUGAGCAAGAGCUGAUUUACUUCACCUUUAGCCGACCAGGAAGCAGUGAGAACACUGUGAAUCUCAGUCUCCUACUGCAGAGAUGCAAUGAGGUCCAGCUGUGGGUGGCCACCGAGAUCCUGCUUUGCAGCCAGCUCUGUAAGCGAGUUCAGCUGGUGAAAAAGUUCAUCAAGAUCGCUGCCCACUGCAAAGCCCAAAGAAACCUGAAUUCUUUCUUCGCCAUAGUGAUGGGCCUCAACACGGCGUCCGUGAGCCGGCUCUCUCAGACCUGGGAGAAAAUCCCUGGAAAGUUUAAGAAGCUUUUCUCAGAGUUGGAGAGUUUAACGGACCCUUCCCUGAACCACAAAGCCUACAGAGAUGCAUUCAAAAAGAUGAAGCCUCCCAAAAUCCCCUUCAUGCCACUCCUGCUUAAAGAUGUGACAUUCAUCCAUGAAGGAAACAAAACUUUCUUGGAUAACCUCGUCAACUUUGAAAAACUGCACAUGAUCGCGGACACCGUCCGGUCCCUGCGACACUGCCGGAACAGCCACUUCGGUGAAUUAGGGGGCGAAGCAUCUCCGAAGGAGCACCAGGAGCUCCGAUCGUACGUGCACCACCUGCACGUCAUCGACAACCAGCAGGUGCUGUUUGAACUGUCCCACCGGAUCGAGCCGCGGGCGUGAGCUCACCCUGGUCUGGCGUACCUGGGGAUGGCCGCAUGCUGCACCUGCAUCGAGGGGAUGUCCAUGCCGAGCCUGUGGCUCUCCUCCCGAAGAAGGCUUUGCUGAGUUUUAUCAGUCCCUCCCCAGACGCCUGUGGGAAAGGCAGAGGCAGAGAAGGAG